AUGAACAAAGAUAAAAAAGAUCACAAUCAAGAGUUGCUGAGAUAUGCUCCAACGUUGUUACUCAAUAAGACAACUUGCAAAGAACAUUAUGAGGACUAUGCAAAUAUGAGUUAUGUUAUCGAAACAUAUAUGAUAUGCACUCUAGGUAAAGGUAAUAUUGAUGAUGGAGGCAAUACAAUUGUUACUAGUUUACCAAUACAAAAUGGAUGCACUAAAGAGCAGGCGAAAGUAUUAGGAUUUGAGGGAGUGUCAUGUGAAGAAGAAGAAUAUGAGGACGGUGAUGAAACAAGAAGGCAGUUAGAUGGAAAAGAUGGCUUAAAUCAAACGUAUAUUGAUAAUAUGGCUGGAGGAUUCAACGAGUCCAUUGAUUGGAAGUGGUUAGAGACGGGAAGGAGAAGUGGAAUUUGUCAGAAUGAUCAUGGAGGACCGCUUAUCACGUGGUCAGGAGCUCGUGAGAUUUUAAUAGGCGUGGCAUCAGUAUUUAAAGUAUCAGAUCAAUACGACUGUAUGGGCCCAUACUUAUUUACAAGCACUCUUUGUACAGGGCUGUUUUUGGAUUGUAUAUUGACUUCUGCAAUGAGUUCUAGCCAAAAUGGCACGUCUAAGAAUCGAAGGGAUUUAUGUGACAGACCGUCAUAUGAGAAGGGAUAUGAGACUGUGGAAAGACACAUAAGAUGGAAAGAUAACCCACCUGUAUUAGAGAAAUGGUCCUACAUAGAUAUAGCUUUAGCAAAAGUUGAAUCACCUUAUGAUUUUGAAGACACUACGUAUGAAAGAUUGUGCUCCUACAAACCAGCUAUAAUUCCAAUCAAUUAUGAUCCUAAAUAUCAAACAACGGAUGUCGAUUCAAUGGUAAUGGGAUUUGGCCACAAAUCACUUUGGCGGCAGAACGAUCACGGUGGCCCUCUUGUCACUUGGGUGGGGAGUCGGGAAAUUAUCAUCGGUAUAGCAUCGGUGUUUAAAAUAAACGAAGAAAAUGCUUGUAUUGGACCGUUUUUGUACACCAGUACACAAUGUAACUCAGCUUUCCUGGACUGUGUUUUAAACAAUCCUUACUGGUUGGAUAAGCCUGGAGAUGCAAAACCCGUGGAGACGAAUAAAACAAAAACACGUGGACCAGCACAAAAUGAACUGCAGCCAGAAACACAGGAAUUUGAAAGACGAAUAGUGACAGAACAAAAUUAUAGUAAUAGACAAAGAUUCUAUGAAUUGGUGGGCAACACUAAAAACCAUUUACCAAUCCUAGUUGUCUUGUAUACAGAAUCUCAUGGCGAGAGAAGAAUAAUUGAUGGCAAUGAAGUUUCUGAAGAUAAAUCGUAUGUGGUAUAUUUAGUAAAAGCGCCAUUUUCGAAUAAAAUCUACGACUCAUGGCUUUGUGGCGGAGCACUGGUUUCUAAAGAGUUCAUUUUAACAUCGGCCGCUUGCGUUGAAGAUGUGGACUUUUUAUACGCUAUCGCAGGUUACAAAAAAUAUGUAAAAGACAAGUUUAUUGAACAUGAUGACUGCACCAAGACAAUGAAGAAAAAAGUGAUAUACACUUGUGUGCCGGUGGGUUAUGAAAUAAGGUACGAGAGACUGGAUAAAUGGGCACUAAUAGAUAUAGGUGUCGUUAAAGUUGAAUCUCCUUACGAUUUUACUGACCAAUCGUACAAGACAAUAUGUUCGUACACACCGUCAGUGAUACCAGUUAGUUAUGAAGCAAGGUACCAAGAGCCUGGAACUGAUGCUAUUGUGUUUGGAUGGGGACAUUUAUUAAAAUGGAGAAAGAAAAGUGAUAACAAGAAUCACAAUCAAGCACAUUUAAAUUAUGCUUCCGUAAUGAUAAUUGAUAAAGAAGAAUGCAAGAAACAUUAUAGUGAUUAUGAAAAUAUGACUGAAGUUAUAGACAAGUACAUGAUUUGUACAUAUGGACAGGGUAACAUUGAUGACCGUGGAGAUCCUAUAGAAGCGGGAAAAGCCCAAUACAAUGGAUGUAAUCCGAAAGACAAGAAUUAUGCGAAUGAUCAUGGCGGACCACUAGUUACUUGGGUGGGAACCCACGAAAUCCUCAUCGGUAUAGCCUCUGUGUUUAAAGUGUCAGAGGACUCUGAAUGCGAGCUGUAUGCAGAAAGAGACCAGGAGAUGAAGGUCACCCCACAGUUGAACGACAUAUUUCUUGGCUACACCAUCCAGCUGGAAUACGAACUAAACUACCAUCAAGUGGAAAAGUGGUCUUAUAUAGACAUUGCUAUAGUAAAAGUAGAAUCGCCGUUUGAUUUUAACGAUAGCAAGUAUGAAACGCUCUGUUCGUACAAACCUAAAGUUAUAGGAGUUAAUUAUGAGCAACGUUUUCAAGAGUCGGGUAUCGAUGCCCUGGUGUAUGGAUGGGGGCAUCUAGAAGUUUGGCGACAAAAUGAUCACGGUGGACCUCUAGUUACUUGGGUGGGUGCCAACGAAGUGCUAAUCGGUGUUGCAUCCGUUUUUAAAGUGACGAGUACCUCCAAAUGUACCGGACCCUAUCUCUAUACAAGCACACGGUGCAAUGGAAUGUUUCUGCAUUGCAUAUUAUCGUCUAAAAGAAGAAGAAGAUCCAUAUGUGAUAGUCCACCGAUCCAAAGAGGUUAUGAAACUGUUGAGAAAUUCAUUUCAUGGAAAAGUCAUCCUGCUGGGCCGGCACAGAAUGAAAUUGAUAUCGACAAUCAGGAAAAACCUGAGAAUCUGAAGAUGAAAAGGGAGUUUUCGAAAUUAGUUAAGUUUUCCGACAAUCAAAUGAUUGCCCUUAGACCACAGAAACCUAUUAGUAAUACAUAA
Molecule: messenger RNA, 2790 nt
Organism: Spodoptera exigua (beet armyworm)
Lineage: Eukaryota; Metazoa; Arthropoda; Insecta; Lepidoptera; Noctuidae
Source: the annotation of a GenBank genome assembly